Juglans microcarpa x Juglans regia is the source of this 1759-nucleotide messenger RNA. RefSeq lists its product as uncharacterized. The record is from RefSeq and is a predicted model, not a curated record. Bases 100 to 1245 code for a protein of 381 amino acids. Gene Ontology annotation, molecular function: protein binding. The transcript is spliced from 7 exons. NCBI's taxonomy places the organism in Eukaryota, Viridiplantae, Streptophyta, Magnoliopsida, Fagales, Juglandaceae.
AGUGAGACUUAAAGGUACGAGCGACAGUUUGGGAAAAUAUCCCCCGUCUUCCAGCAAGCUGCCUCGCAAAUAGAUUAUAAUAUAUGCUGAUAGGUUAAGAUGGAAACAAAGAGUACUGCCUUUUCUGCGGCUGUUCCUCUUCUUGAAUUGCUUGACAAACAUAAUUAUGCGAAAUGGGCGAUUCGGGUGCGAACCUACUUGGAGGGUCAAGAUCUCUGGGAGGACAUAAUUAACGAUAACGAAAACGCAACGCCUUUACAUGAAGAUGAUGAUGAUGAAGAUGCUAUUAAAGUUCGGAGAAGGAGGAACUUCAUGGCUUUACAUGUGAUCCAGACUUCAUGCGGUCCAGAUGCAUUUUCCGAGAUUAGCACAAUUCGUUCAGCCGACACUGCUUGGCAAACUUUGAAAACGAAGUAUCUGCUUGAUAAGGGCAACAUUAACAUUGACAAGAGCUAUCUUCAGUAUGCGGACUUGUACAUGGCUGUGCAUGAUGGUAAUUGGACUGCUGCAAAGGAGUUUCUUGAGUCUCAACCAGAGGCAGUAAGAAUGGCAAUCACAUAUGAAGGCGAAACGGCUCUUCACGUUGCUGUUACUUUUGGACAUGCUCGUAUAGUCGAGAAGUUGGUGGAUUCAGAGCUAAUGUCGGAAGAAGACUUGGGAAUUGAAGAUGGUGACGGGUACACAGCUCUAAUGAAGGCUCUUGUAUAUGGAAGAUCCGAACUGGCGCGCUAUUUGUAUACUCGCACUGUUCUGCUGAAGGAUCUGGUGCUUGCAGAACAAGGCCUCAAAGGAGCUAUGCUUCUUACCCGUGCAAUAUAUUCCAGAAAUUUGGAUCUUGCUUUGGAUUUAAUCCGGCAUUACCCACGUUUGACACUUGCUCUUGACGACCGCGGCGAGUCCCCCCUCUUAGCAUUGGCUUCUAUGCGCCACGCAUUUCGGAGUGGAAAGCGACUCGGGUGUUGGAAAAAAUGGAUCUAUUCCCGUAGACGCAUUGAUCAACCGGCUCCUUCAACCAGCUGCUUUGAAACUCGUUUGAACAUUUCCAACGUUCAAAAUGGCCGCCAACGCAAUCAAGUUCAAGCGAUCGAGUUAGUGCCAGCAGUACUGUUUCGCCAUCUAGUUUCAACGACUGUCCGCAAGUACUUGUUGGUGCCAGCAGUAGGGUUGCACGAUCUAGUUUCAUCAUUGUUGGGUAUAGUACUGUCUCCACUCCAUCAAAAUCAUAUCUUGAUAAUUUUUAUUUGAAAUUUUUGUACUCUUUUUUUUUUUGCUAUGGUUUAAUCCAGUUAAACUGCCAUUGUUUCAAUAAUUGUCAAAGGAAUCAAGCGAUUGUAUGAAAUGAAGAAGAUCAAUAUCCAAUCCGAGGCACUUCUUUCCUGCAUGUGUGAGGAGAUAUCAACAUCAUUAAUACAAGCUGGACAACCUGAAAACAUCAAUGGGGUUUAUGAUGCAAUGAGUCGUGCCGUCAAGAAUGGAAUUUCCGAGUUUGUUUUUAGGGUAGCAGGGAUGGAUCGGAGCUUUUUGGAAAAUAAAUAUAAAAAUUCGAGGAACCUACUUAUGCUUGCUGUUCUCUAUCGUCAAUCUAAGAUCUGUAGCCUUAUACGUGACCUUGAUACGAAUAACACUUUGACAUCUUAUGUAGAUCGCAACGAUAAUAACAUGUUACACAUGACAGGGAUGAUAGAAGAUUCUACUGUACUUAAUCAAAUCUCUGGUGCAGCGUUACAGAUGCAAAGAGAGUUACAAUGGUUUAAGGUCA